AGGCAACAAAUCUUACAACACGUUUCUGCGCAAAGGAGGCUAGGGCGAUGAUGGAUCCGAGUGUACGAGACUUGACAGCAGCGCUGGGGAAACGCCUAUCUUUAACAGUGGAGGAGGAUGUGGGUUUAGAUCUGGAUGACGGUGAUGAGGCGCAACGGAGCGGCGGCGGCGGCGCACGGUGGUGCCUUGUUGGCACAGUGCUAACCCGGAAAAAAUAUAACCUUGAAGCUAUGGAGAACACGCUAGCAGGCAUCUGGAGACCUGUUAAGGGCAUGCACAUGAGUAUUCUUGGAAACAAUUUUUUUGCUUUCUAUUUUUUUCAUCCGGUGGACAUGCAGCGGGUAUUAGCAGUUGGCCCUUGGCGUUUCGCAAACCAUGUCAUGGUUCUUCAAGAAUCAGCGGCGGGUAGACCAGUGAAGAAAGAAGACUUAUUUGAGGUUCCUUUUUGGAUCCAAAUUCAUGGGUUACCACCUGAUCGUUUGACGGCUGCUACGGGCAGGAGGAUUGGAGGGGCAUUAGGGAGGCUAGUAGACGUGGACACGGGGGAUGGCAUUGGGUGGGGAGUGGAAUAUAUCCAUAUUCGAGUCUUUAUUGACUCAAGAAAGCCACUGCGCAGAGGAAUGACGAUGACAGCGAAUGAAGGGCCUUUCUGGGUGGAUUUUUGCUUGGGGGUGAUGGAGCGCCCGUACAGCGAGGAUCUUCGUGCAGCUCCAAAAAGAGGCCAACAUGACGCUGCGUUACAGGUGGGGAGGUGGCUCCAUGAUGCUUCCGGUAACCCAGUGGAGACUGCGGCACGGCGGAGGAGGCCUAGCCAGUAUAUGGAAGGAAUGCCCAAUUUAGGAAGUCAGAAAUGUCAAGAUGAGAGCAGUCCUCGAAAUUGGCGUAUGAUUGAGAAAGUAACUGCAGGAUUUAUUGACCGAGAUUGUGGCAGAGAUUUUCUAGAGAAUCCUGUGAAUCCUACAGACAGGGAUAUAAUCUCGCAACUAGAGAUCAAUCAUGUUAAAAUAGGGCACCACCAUCCAAUCAAAAAUGCAGUCGAUCAUGGAAAUAAUGAAUCCGAAUCAACCCCUUUUGCGUCAGAGGGGCACAAUCACAGGCAAGAGGGUGAUCCGGUGGGACCUACCGACUUAUGCCCGCCGGCUGCAAUGAGUUUUUUUUGUUGGAACUGCCGAGGGCUUAGGAACCCUCGAGCAGUUCGUAGCCUCAUCGAGCUGGUGGGGUUGAAGAAGCCUAUAGUAGUGUUCCUUAGUGAGACACUACUAGAUAAGAAAGGAAUGGAACGUGUUCGACGGAGACUUGGUUUUCAGAAUUGUUUUACAGUUGCUCGUGUGGGGCAGAGUGGUGGUCUUGCUAUGUUGUGGCACUCUACUGUGAAAUUGUCUUUACUUUCCUAUUCCCAGAAUCAUAUUGACAUGGAAGUGGAUGGUGUAGGCACUUGUAAGUGGAGAUUUACAGGUUAUUACGGCCAUCUUGAGCGGCAAAACCGAAGGAAAUCAUGGGAGUUAAUUCGUGAAUUAGCCUCCCACUCUACUUUACCUUGGCUAAUUAGUGGCGAUUUUAAUGAUCUACUUCACGCAGAUGAGAAACGAGGAGGUCAACCACAACCUGAUUGGAUGUUGCAGGGCUUCCAAGAAGUCAUUGAUAAUUGCUGCUUGAUAGAACUACGUAUGGUUGGUGGAAUGUUUACCUGGCGUCGAAAUGAUUUAAUGGAAAAGUUGGAUAGAGGCUUGGUUACUCAUCACUGGCAAUCAAUCUUCCCCGGUGCAAAGGUCAGGUUGUUGCCCCCUUUAUCUUCUGAGCACUCCCCUCUAUGGAUUACGCUUGCUGAAAAUUAUACCAGAAAGAAUAGAAGGAGAAGAAAAUUCAGAUUUGAGGAGAUGUGGCUCCGGGAUAACAGGUGCCAAGAGAAGCAGGUGAAGCAAUGUAUAAGAUCAAUUGAGUCUAUAAGGCAGCAGCCAGUCUCGGAAUCCACAAUUGAAGAAGAGAAGAGACUGCUUACUGAAACGAGGAAUGGCUUGAAAGAGAAGAAAGCAUCAAGGCGCAAGGAUCACAAUACAAUCAAUAAAUUGCAAGGUGAGGACGGGGUGUGGAAGUAUGACUUUCAGGAUCUCCAACGUAUUGCUACUGAUUACUUCUCUACUUUAUUUUCCUCAUCGCAACCUACUGCCAUACACCGAGUUACUUGCUGUCUGCAACCGUGUGUGUCUAUCCAAGAUAAUGAGCUUUUGCUUCAUGAUUUCACUAAGAAUGACAUUACACAAGCACUGUUUCAGAUGCAUCCAUCAAAGGCACCAGGCCCUGAUGGUCUUUCCCCAGCUUUCUUUCAACAGUUUUGGAACAUUGUCAAGGAGGAUGUUGUGAGACCCUGUUUACAAUUCCUUAAUCAUGGAGGAGCCCUACCACAGGACUUGAAUUUUACUCAUAUUGUACUCAUUCCAAAACACAAUGAACCUAGGACAAUGGCUGACUUAAGACCAAUAAGCCUAUGUAAUGUGGUGUACAGAAUUCUAGCGAAAGUGCUGGCUAACCGCUUUAAGCAAGUUCUACAGACAGUGAUCUCCCAAGAGCAAAGUGCCUUUUUACCAAAUAGGCUAAUUACAAAUAAUUUCUUAAUUGCCUACGAAGUGCUUCACUAUAUGCAGAGUAGGAAGAAUAGAAAGAAAGGAUGGUCUCACUGCUAUGAUCAAAGGGCUGAAUACAGGAAGCAACUUCAUGGAAUCCGUAUAUGCCGGCAAGCUCCAAAAAUUUCCCAUCUCCUCUUUGCUGAUGAUAGUUUUCUUUUCUUACGAGCUACUGAAACUGAAGCAAAGAAUCUGAAGGCUAUUCUCCAAACAUAUGAGGAAGUCUCUGGCCAAGUUAUCAACUUCCAGAAAUCUUCCAUCACAUUUAGCUGCAGUGUCCGGCAGGGAUUGAGGGAUAGUAUCUCGUGUACUUUGAACAUGAUCGAGGCUGAACAACCAGGGCGAUACCUUGGCUUUCCAGCACAUGUGGAUCGUUCUAGAACAGCUACUUUUGCCAGCUUGAAAAGCAAAUUCUGGAAGCGUAUUGGUGAAUGGAGGGAACAGCCAUUAUCAAGAGUUGGUAGGGAAAUCUUAAUAAAGUCAGUGUUGCAAUCCCUACCAACAUACAUUAUGGGGCUAUUUCUUCUUCCUACUAGACUUUGUACAGACUUGGAAAGGAUUAUGAAUAGGUACUGGUGGGGGGGUGGAGAGGAGGAAUACAAGAUAUAUUGGCUGGAAUGGCGAAGAAUGGCUAUUCUGAAGAAGGACGGAGGCUUGGGGUUCCGGGCAAUGCAUGAGUUCAAUAUUGCUAUGUUAGGAAAGCAAGGUUGGAGACUCUUAACUAAUCCAGAUUCCCUAGCAGCAAGGCUUAUGAAGGCCAAAUACUAUCCUAGAACUGAUUUUUUACAUGCUCAAGUAAAGCCCACAUGCAGUCUUACAUGGAGAAGCAUUUGGAACUCUAUGGAUUUGUUGAAACAAGGUUGCCGGAAGCUUAUAGGAAAUGGGCUCAAUACAGAGAUAUGGGGUGAUCCGUGGCUCCCGGGAAACUCACAGUUCCAUGUCCAAACACCAAAGCCUACUGGAUGUGAGCUUCGUUAUGUUAGUGACCUCAUUGAGGAGGAAUCCCAUCAGUGGAAAGAAGAUUUAAUCUUGCAUACAUUUAGUGCUCAUGAAGCUCAGCUAAUUCUUUCUUUGCCUCUUAGCUGGACGAGGAUGGAUGAUAAUUGGACUUGGAACUUUACUCGGCACGGAAAAUAUGCUGUGAGAUCUGGCUAUCAUAAAGCUAUGGAGAUGCGAGGCAACCGAGAUAAUCCUUCGAGUUCUUCCUCCAACUUUAGAGGAAUGGGACACUGUGGAUUGGUCGCUGGACAUCUCCCCAACAUAUCAUUGAACAUGGUAUCACUUGGAGAAUAUAGGAAAUUAGUCUUGUCGAAAGGUAGGGGGGCUACAAUGGUACAAAGGAGAAGUGAAACGAGAUGGAGACCACCAGAGGCUGGCUUUAUAAAAAUAAAUGUGGAUGGGGCAAUUUCUAUGCAGAAUGGUGCGUAUGGGAUGGGUGCCGUAGCGCGAAACCAUCAAGGCGAAGUGUUGGCAGCAAUGGCAUGUAAGGGACAAGGAGUAGUAGCUGCGGAAAUAGCUGAAGCAUGCAGUCUGCGUAUGGCACUACAAUGGGCUCAUGAUCUCACUUUCAGAAAGAUUUUUUUGGAAACAGAUUGCGUAAGCCUAGUGACAGCAAUCAACAAUGAAUUUCUUUCCACAAAUUCAAGCCUCGGUGCUGUUCUUUCGGACUGUAGAGUACUAAUGACUUCCUUCAUGCAUUGCCAAGUCAACCACAUUCGUCGUGAAGGAAAUGCUGUUGCCCAUGAGCUUGCAAAACGAGCCCUCCAAGCUGAAGCAAAUGAGUAUUGGAUAGAAGAAGUACCAGUUGACAUAGCGCAUCUUGUAACAGGGGACCAUAAUGCUUCAUGAUAUGUAUUCUUCCUGUUUAUAUUAUUCAAUAAAGAAUGCGCAGCAUU
This is a messenger RNA of Rubroshorea leprosula, 4516 nucleotides long. The record is from the annotation of a GenBank genome assembly. NCBI's taxonomy places the organism in Eukaryota, Viridiplantae, Streptophyta, Magnoliopsida, Malvales, Dipterocarpaceae.